CUGAAGAAAGCAGGCCGCAUGAACGUGUUUGCAUACACCCGAUAUCAAUUUUCUUAUUGAGAUGGUGAGUACUGUAUUCAUCAUUUGCAGUUGUGUUGUUUUGCAUCUGUUUAUCGCCAUAUCCUUCCUUCUUGGUCUACUUGACUUGACUUGUUUCAAUUCAUGCCGAUCCGAUAGAAUGUACACACAUCUGGUGGGCCACGUGUAUGAUGAUUUAUGGCGCAUAUAUCCCGAUUUCGAGCCAAUAUUCACCAUCGAGUCACUACAUGCUUUCAUAUACCGCGAUUUGUGCGCAUUUUGUUCUUGGUUUGACGUAUAUGCGUCAAGUUUGAGCCCCAUCCCAAUUUCGAAUGAUCAUAGCUGACUCUACCUGACACAGGCAUAGUGAUAUCCGUUUUGCCG
This is a messenger RNA of Suillus subalutaceus, 402 nucleotides long. RefSeq lists its product as uncharacterized. The record is from RefSeq and is a predicted model, not a curated record. NCBI's taxonomy places the organism in Eukaryota, Fungi, Basidiomycota, Agaricomycetes, Boletales, Suillaceae. The transcript has a single exon. The annotation marks the transcript as partial.